AUGACAAGCACCUACUACAGUCACACUAAGGACUCUGACGUCGGCGAGUACGUUGAGCUCGAGCAGCAAGAACCACUCCUCUAUCCACCAGGCAAAGACAACGGAACUGAGGAGGCGGAGGAGUCUUUUGGCAACGACCUAUCUCCCCUCCGCCUUAUACUGUACUUUGCUGGGAUCAUCUUGCUCUCCUUCUCGUGCUUUGCGACCCUCCACAUACUAUUGACACCGCCAGCACCAUCGAUAGAACCCCCCAAGAUCUUCCAAGAGCUGUUGUACUCGCCUGUCGAGCAUCUUGUUAGAUACAAGCUCCAGAAAUUCCACACUGGUUUCUUCGACGAUGAAGAGCCUUCCGUCUUCGAUGGGCCUUCAACCGACGCAAUGGACAAGGCUUGGACAGACUUAUACGACAUUUACACAUACGCAAUUUCAUCCCUCACCGAAGAAGAGAACAAGCAUCUUCCGGAUCCCACCGUGCCAUCGUUCGGCAACAUGUCCCGACUUUAUGGCGGGCUUGAUGUAUUUCACCAGUUGCACUGCUUGGAUUAUGUUCGAAUGGCCAUUGAGCCAGAACGCUAUGGGAACUCCCACAGCAAGCACUCCUUGCGCGGAAAACGCAGAGCUUCCAAAGACCUUCCACACGUAUCGGAUGCCGAGCACGUCUCCCAUUGCAUCGACAUGAUUCGCCAAUCCCUCAUGUGUUCGGCCGAUAUCAGCGUAAUUUCCUGGUACAUGCCGGAGGCUUCCUCGCCAGAGCACACACCAAAGCCACUUCCCCGAUUCGACCAGACGAGGAUGUGCCGUGACUUUGAUGGCCUCAGGGACUGGGCGCGAUCCAGGACUCCGGAUGCAGACGGCUUGGAGAGUGUCAUGCCUCAUGCGGAUCAUGGCCACGGCAACGGCCAUAAUAGAUUUUAA
This is a messenger RNA of Pleurotus ostreatus (oyster mushroom), 915 nucleotides long. RefSeq lists its product as uncharacterized. Bases 1 to 915 code for a protein of 304 amino acids. NCBI's taxonomy places the organism in Eukaryota, Fungi, Basidiomycota, Agaricomycetes, Agaricales, Pleurotaceae. The record is from RefSeq and is a predicted model, not a curated record. Gene Ontology annotation, biological process: mycotoxin biosynthetic process. The transcript is spliced from 4 exons.